CCAACACAGAAAACAUAUUCACAGAUUACCGAAUGACGACUUGCUGUCCAAACUUGUCAAAACCUACUGAAAUGACGAAAUCAUUAUGAUUUCGAAGACUACCCUCCACCAAACCCGUAAAAAACAUGAACAGCUUCUGGGUUGUCAUCAGAAUUCCUGGAUUUUGGAUGAAGAUCCUGGAAGCGAUACUGAGCGUAGCCACUGUCUACCUCAUUUAUUGCACCUACAUCGAGACCCACAGUAUACACACCUACCAUCUGCUGCAAUGCACCGCUUUCACCUACUUCCUAAUCUGCGGAACCCUGAUCACCGAAUACGUCACUGAAGAAACGUCCCAUUUCACGGAAUCCAUGUUCCUCAUAGUGGGCAUCCCCAUGCACGCUGUCAGCGCCUCCUUGAAUUUGUACUAUUAUUUCACAUUGAGGGACUCUGAACUGAUCACUGUGGAAUUCCUUCUGUCUGGCAUUUUCUUCGUGAUAACAGGGAUAUUGCUGUUCGUCGAUCUCCUGUGCAUAAUCUAUCUGGAUUGGCCGAAAGAUCUGAGGAGGGAGAGGAACCCUAUAAGGCAUAUGGGAGACUGGUGGUCUGGUCCUGGAGUGUCAAAACAGGAUGCUCGUGUUUCUUUCAAGGAUGACAAUUAGGUUACUCUACCUGAAGAUGAUAUGGUAGCACACCCCUGUAGGAGAAUUUAAGAUAUUAUUAGUUCCAUAUUAUCAAUAUAUAAUAUAUUCAAUGAAUUCAUGCGGCCUUUCUCUAUUAAUAAAUCUCCAUUUCCAACGAAGGAAAAUUAACACUAAAGGGGAUGCUGAUGUCCAGAACCAAAUCUUGAAGUUCAGGAACCCAUUAAGUAAGGCUUUUUUGAGGCCCAUUUGCAGGUGGCAGAACCCCAAAUCCUUCCACUUUCUACUCUUAAAACAGCAAUAGUAUCGUAUUAAGUUUUUAGUUAGUGCAUGUAUAGGAGUGAAUAUGAAUA
Messenger RNA from Coccinella septempunctata (seven-spotted ladybird), 973 nucleotides. RefSeq lists its product as uncharacterized. NCBI's taxonomy places the organism in Eukaryota, Metazoa, Arthropoda, Insecta, Coleoptera, Coccinellidae. The record is from RefSeq and is a predicted model, not a curated record. The transcript is spliced from 2 exons. The coding region runs from base 126 to 641 and encodes 171 amino acids.